AUGGAAUGUCUUUUACCUAGUACUGCUUUUGACAAAGAUAAAUCAGAAGCUGUUGAUGAGUCUGGUGAUUCUACCAAAUGUGUAGAGUCAAAUCAGCUUAACUCGAGUUGUGGUAGCAUUUGUGAUAUUUCGACUCCGAUUUGUAACAACGAUGAUGAUAAGCCAGCUAGUUUUGGGAAUAAGAUAUCUUCAGUUACUACUGACUGCACUAGUUUGAAGAAGGCUGAGAAUGAUUCUGGUUCAUCGGAGGUGAAGAAUGAUGUUGUUGAUAUUGGUUCUAAAUCGCCUGGUUUGAAUGAGAGUUUGAAAAAGUUGAAGAAGCAGGGUGGUAGUUUCGCUUUGGAUGAUUCUUUGUCUAGUGUUUCGUUCAUGGAUAGUGACUUUGCUGCUUGUGUGGAUCCCCUUGAAUCUAUGGACUACGUGGAAAGUGAGGCUAAAGCUAAUGAGACCCGUACUCCCAUUAAGUCUCUUACGUCACCAGGUAGAGAGUUAGAGCUGUUCCGUGAAGACUACACUCAUUUUGAGCGUCCUCAUGUAAAAAUUAGUGACAUUGAGUUUAAGAAGCCGGUUGUUGACAACUCAGUUGCUAGUUUUGCAGAAAGUGAUUUGGAUGUCCCACCUGAAAUUUUGAGUGUUCCUCGUUGCUGGACUGACCGCUUUGAGAACGAAGUAUUUGAGGAUUCAAUUUCGGCCUCUCAGAGUCCCGUUAGAAGUUUGGCUAGUUUAAUAAACUCAUCUCAAAACGACAUUUCUGGUUCAUCAGUGAGACGUUUUAACUACGGUGUGGACGUCACUCCGAUUAGAUCUUAUAGCAGGAGCAUCAGUCGUGUUGGUAAAAAUUUGCACAACUUUGAGAGUUUCGACAACUUUGCCUCGGACAACAUAGAAGACAUGUGCAAGAUGGCAUCGAAUCCCAUGUAUAAUGUCAGCUUGUCUUAUGAAGAGAUUGGUCGAAUAAAAUUGCCUGAUGUGUUUAACAUUAUGUACAAACAAUUCAAGAACAUGUGCACUAUUGUUCAAAGAUCAACCAUCCGGAACGAGAAGUCUUACUUUCGUGUAGUAAAGAUGUAUCUUCAACGCAUUACCCGGAGGACUUUCAAAAUGGACAAUUUACUUCAAAUGGUCUGGUUGGCUCCCAACUUGGUGAACAUCAAAUGGGUUACCAUAACUGGCGAGACUUUAAAGAAAUACUCUUUUGAGUAUAAGGAUUCUACCACCAAGGCCUAUGACCUAAGCAUAAAGAUUCUCAGACCUGAUCUCGUAAGUUGUUCCACCACUGCUGAUUAUGAAGUAGCAUGCUUCAUGUUCAAAAAUAUUCUUUGCACCUGGACACUAAAGUGUGAGUGUGAUAGGAUGGAUAAGAUCCCAGUACCCAUUGCCAAGCUUCCACCCAGGAACACUCGAUCAAACUCAUCGACACCCCUAAGACUUGGCAGUUCAUUUUCAACACCAAGAAAAUUUAUUGACUCUUUGGGCACUCCACACAGACUUAGUAACUCACAGUUAUCAUCUAUGCUACUGGAUGAUUCACAGAUUACUCCUAUAAGGCCACUGUUACAACGUACUCCUACGAGGUCACUGUUGUCUCAACGUUAUUCUAGUAGACCACUAGUUUCAGAACGUUCCUCGAGUAGACCACUAGUUUCAGAACGUUCCUCGAGUAGACCACUAGUUUCAGAACGUUCCUCGAGUAGACCACUAGUUUCAGAACGUUAUUCGAGUAGGUCAUUAUCACAACUCACUCCCAUGAAGCUCGAUGGUACAACACCAGUGAGACCUAAUGAUAAGACUGAAGAAGAGAUGAACAAGACACCUGUUCGCAGUUUGCUGAGAAGUGUUAUGUACGACUUUUUGGAUGAUACUCCUAACAAGUCAUACAAGAUUACAGGUGCCAACUCAGUGACCCGUUCAUCUAAACGAGCCAAGACUAUGGACAUGGUGUCACCUAUGUGUCCUGACUUGUUGGAAACUCCUGGUAUGCGACGCAUUCGUGAGAACGCAAAGCAACGCGAGAUUCAAAAGAAGACUAACAUGGAACGUGAUAAAGAUUUAGCUUUCUGGAAUGAUAUGAAAUGGUUCAUUAAGGUUUUACUCGAAAUAAUCGUUGGUGACAUGUCACCUGAUAUUAAAAUCGAGUUUUUUGUAGACUUCAUGAAAAAGUAUGGAACUCGCAAGCCAACACAAGACCAAGUAUCAAAGUGGAUAGACGCACUAAUCGAAAUCGACCCCGUUAUCAUAUCUAAGUCAGUUUCUAAACUGGACAAUAAUACUACAAUUGUUACCAUCAAUAAAUCAGCAUCGCUCGAUAAAGCCAUAGACUACGUUGAUCAAAAAAUUAACACAUUCAAAACAGCUUGA
Messenger RNA from Theileria orientalis strain Shintoku, 2358 nucleotides. RefSeq lists its product as uncharacterized. Lineage: Eukaryota; Apicomplexa; Aconoidasida; Piroplasmida; Theileriidae. Gene Ontology annotation, biological process: DNA replication checkpoint signaling; DNA replication preinitiation complex assembly; regulation of DNA-templated DNA replication initiation. The coding region runs from base 1 to 2358 and encodes 785 amino acids. Gene Ontology annotation, molecular function: DNA binding; DNA polymerase binding. The record is from RefSeq and is a predicted model, not a curated record. The transcript is spliced from 2 exons. Gene Ontology annotation, cellular component: nucleus.